GGCCAGCCCAGGAAAGCGCAGAGCUUGCCCGAGGACAGCGGCACCAGACACCGGCGAGAAGGCAGAGUAUCUCCGGCUGGUGCAGCGAGGGGCUCCCUCCCCAUUGAGUUGGUGCUGACUCCAAUACCCCAGCACAGCACAAGGGAGUGUUGUGCUGCAGGAGGUGCUGUAUCUCAGCAGAGACUUACUGUAGAGCUCCCCCAGCACUGGCCCCAAGAGAAGGGGUGUUAGCCCAGCCAGCAGGCUGAGGAGGGUGGCUAGGAUGGGGCUCCCGGCCCUAGCCGUGGCCACCCUGCUGGGGCUGGUGGCGGCCACGCUGGCUGAAGUGGCCGAGAACAAGACCCGGCUGUGCCAGCCGGCUCCGCGGUGGGAGAUCAACGGGACGGCCCCGAUGGCAGGGGCGCUGGGGCGCGUGACGGUGGUGGCGCUGCUGAAGGCCAGCUGACAGUUCUGUCUGAAGCAAGCCAACAGUCUCGGGGGCUUGCGUGAGAAGCUGUCCCAGGACGGGCUGGCCGACAUCAGCUACAUGAUCGUGAACGAGAAGGCGCCGCUCUCCAGGGCCAUGUUCUGGGAGCUGAAGCGCUGGGCCCCGGAGGGGGUCCCCGUUUACCAGCAGGAGAUCUUGGAGCCGGACGUCUGGCAGAUCCUGGACGGGGACAAGGACGACUUCCUCAUCUACGACCGGUGCGGCCGGCUGGCUUUCCACAUCCCAUUACCCUACAGCUUCCUGCACUUCCGCUACGUGGAGUCAGCCGUGCGUUUCACCUACGCUAAGGACGUCUGUGGCAACUGCUCCCUCUACUCCAACAGCACCCGGGAGGCAAACAGCACGGCAGAGGGACCCGAGAGUCUCACCCAAGCUCCUGAACUGGAAGAGAAAGAACAGGAGCUGUCCCCCCACAAAAGCAAAGCCCACCACCAUCACCACCACAGAGCCGGCAGCAACCACAAUCCCCAGGCCUCCUCCCACACCCACAGCCGCCACGGAGACCACCACCGGAGGCAGCAGCCGGAGGUGCCAGCACAUGAGGAGGAAGGGGAUGUGGCAUAAAGGGGGUGCCCUGGGGGGCUCGGUGAGGUGACCCCCGUGCUGUGGAAAUGCCACGAGCUCACAGCAUGGCCGGAUGGCCGGGCUCAUUCACCAGUGUGGGACUCUGUCUCCCAGCACCUCCCAGGCGCAGCUACCCCACCUACACAGCGCUCCCUGGUGGUGGAGAAAGGUAUAGCGCCGCCCAAACGAAACCUCUUUGAAAGUGCCACUGCGAACGCAGCACGAGCCCCUUUGGCACCAGACACGGCCCUGCUAGGCCCCCCACCCCCAAGGCCCAGCCCCUCUUUUCCACGACCUUCCCUCUGCACCGCAGCUGCCCCGGGGAAGAUCCCCCCACCCUGCCCCAGACACAUGGAGUCGCCGCAGUCUCCCACCUUGGGGCCGAUUCUGACCCCUUCCUCCCCGGCUCCCACCUGUCCGUGCUCAAUGAAGCCCGUGGCGCAAACCGGGCUCCCCGGUCACCACGGGCCGAUGCUGCACAGAAAAGCGUGUCAGGGGAGCGGGGAUCAGAACCGGCCUCUGCCGGGGGCAAGGGGCUGCGGGCAAAGUGCUGAGGUUGGCGGGGGGGGAGUGGGGGCUCUGGUCCUAUAACCCCGAGCCCCUGUCCCAUCCCCCCACCUGGCUGCUGCUGCCUACACUGCUCCUGGGAAGGCAGCCGCUGGGGGACGGCCUGGGGCAGGUUGGCUGUGAGGCUGGGGCACUUAAUGACCCUAUAUUAAUGACACUUAAUGGGGUAGUGGCCAUACCCGCCAGCCCCCCUGCCCCUCCCCCAAGCUCUCCCAGCCCCAUAGAUCUGCUGACCCUAUUUUUCUCCCCACACGUCCCGUCCCCCCAGCUUUGCCCAGUCUGAAGGGGCAGGUGUCAUCUAUCCUCCCCCCACACAUGCAUCGGUGCCACAAGCCCUUGCCCCUCACAAACCCAUCAGCCAGGGCGGCGUCCGGGGCGGCUCAGCUCCCCGAGCCAGGGGAGCCGUCCCAUGGGCCCCAAUGGGUGGGGAGAGGGGGUGUGAUGGGGCGGCUGGGGAGGGGGUAAAGAGCCCUCGUGCGGAACAACCGUGCAAAUAAACCUCUCUGGCGUGAACCGGGCCCACCC
Mauremys reevesii (Reeves's turtle) is the source of this 2143-nucleotide messenger RNA. Its product is annotated as selenoprotein Pb-like. NCBI's taxonomy places the organism in Eukaryota, Metazoa, Chordata, Testudines, Geoemydidae. Gene Ontology annotation, molecular function: selenium binding. The transcript is spliced from 6 exons. Gene Ontology annotation, cellular component: extracellular region. The record is from RefSeq and is a predicted model, not a curated record. Gene Ontology annotation, biological process: selenium compound metabolic process.